AACCUGAAAAUAUUUCUCAAUCAAGCAUCAAAAGUUGGUAUUUUUGACUUCUCCGGCCCUCUCUAUAUAUCUUCCAUCCCCACCCUGCGUUUUGUUAUCUUCUGGAGCAGAGCCAGCUUUGCAUCAACAACUAAUCUAUCCCCUUCUCUGCGUCGAGUUUUCAGGUCAAUGGCAGAAUUCAACGACGCUCCCCUUUUCAGUUGCAGAAACUGCAGAAAUCCAAUUGCGCUGCGCCAUGACCUUCUUUCUAAAUCUUUUAUAGCGAAAUCCGGGCAAGCUUACAUGUUUGCUCACGCGAUGAAUGUCGUUUUGGGGCAGACGGAGGACAAGAAACUUAUGACUGGUCUUUUCUCAGUUGGCAACAUCUACUGCAGCAAAUGCGGGCAGGAAUUGGGUUGGAAAUACAUUCGAGCUUAUGAUGCCAAACAAAGCUUCAAGGAAGGGAGGUUUAUAAUUGAGAAAGCUAGGAUUCUCAAGGAAUAUAGUACCUAAGAAGACUAAGACUACUACCGUUACUGUUUUUAUAGUUCUUGUCGAAGCGAUGAUCGGGAAAACUCUGCAUUUGAUGCUAAAUAAUUUCCCUCAGCGUGCUUGGUGUUUGCCUUAAUGAAUCAGUACGACAUUUGAUAACAAAUGUAAUGUGCAUUAUGAUAAUAAAAAGUUAACAAGUUUGCCUUAA
Messenger RNA from Rhododendron vialii, 679 nucleotides. RefSeq names its product protein yippee-like At4g27740. The coding region runs from base 169 to 492 and encodes 107 amino acids. The transcript is spliced from 3 exons. NCBI's taxonomy places the organism in Eukaryota, Viridiplantae, Streptophyta, Magnoliopsida, Ericales, Ericaceae. The record is from RefSeq and is a predicted model, not a curated record.